ACCAGCCGAGGCAUUGCUCCUCUGCCCAAAUGUCUAGACGUAGGGUAGGUUUCUGUCUGAGUGAUAAGAAACGGAGACAAAUUAAUCUGGUUGCUUUUGCUGAGCUUUGUGCGAGCCACAGUGUUGAGGUGGUUGAGAUAGAUCUCAGUCAGCCAUUGGAGUCUCAAGGACCUUUUGCGGUCAUUGUACACAAGCUCUCUGAUGUCAUUGUCAAGGCCGAGUAUGACAGCCAGUCGCAACAGCUCCUUGACAACUUCCAGGGUUAUGUGUCCACCCAUCCCCAUACUGUUCUCCUGGACCCCCUUCCAGCAAUGAGCCAGCUACUGGAUCGCUUUGCCUCCUAUCGGAUUAUGAGCCAGCUCCAGAACUCCCUGAGAGACUGGCGAAUCAGCAGCCCUCCCUACCUGGAGAUCAGCACCAGUGACCUGUCAGUCAUCCAGCAGGACGUGGAGAGCAAGGGCCUCAGCUUCCCUCUGAUCUGUAAAACCAGGGUGGCUCAUGGAUCCUGUUCCCAUGACAUGUCUCUGAUCUUCAGCAUGGCUGGUCUGUCAGAGGCCCGCCCUCCCUGUGUGCUGCAGAGCUUCGUCAACCACGGUGCCGUGCUGCACAAGGUGUUUGUGGUGGGAGAGGACCACUUCACUGUGGAGAGGCCCUCGCUGAAGAACUUCCCCCCUGGACCCUAUGAGAGGAAGACGAUCUUCUUCAACAGCCACGAGGUGUCCAAGCCAGAGUCCUGCUCCCACCUCACUGCACUGGAUGAGAAGGUGUCGAGCCUGCCUCCCCCCAGUGGUGAGGCCAUGGUGGCCCUAGUAAGAGAGCUGAGGGCAGAGCUGGGCAUGGCUCUGUUCGGGGUGGACGUCAUCGUCAGCAUCGACACGCACACCCUCACUAUCAUCGACAUUAACAUCUUCCCAGGCUAUGAGGGAGUGCCUCAGUUCUUCUCCUCCCUCCUCAGUCACAUUGAGUCAGUAUUGGACAACCAGGAACUGGAAGAACCCCAGGCAACAUGUCCUCCUGCUCCCUCGACUCCCCAGGCUGACCUCUGAACUCUGACCUGGGUUCACCGUUCACCCUUGACCCUGACCUGGCUCAUCUUCUCUGAUACAUACUGUACAGAAAUCUCCUGGAAGUAGGAGACCUAAUUGACAACGGUUGCCUUUAAAUAAAUCUCAUAAUAUGGGUCUGAGUCACCUCUCCUUGCAGACACAUACAGUACCAGUCAAAGGUUUGGACACACCUACUCAUUCAAGGGUUUUUCUUUCUUUCUAUCUUUUUUAGU
Oncorhynchus mykiss (rainbow trout) is the source of this 1279-nucleotide messenger RNA. RefSeq names its product inositol-tetrakisphosphate 1-kinase. Gene Ontology annotation, biological process: inositol trisphosphate metabolic process. NCBI's taxonomy places the organism in Eukaryota, Metazoa, Chordata, Actinopteri, Salmoniformes, Salmonidae. Gene Ontology annotation, molecular function: inositol-1,3,4-trisphosphate 5-kinase activity; inositol-3,4,5,6-tetrakisphosphate 1-kinase activity; magnesium ion binding. Gene Ontology annotation, cellular component: cytoplasm. The record is from RefSeq and is a predicted model, not a curated record.